Molecule: messenger RNA, 3699 nt
Organism: Colius striatus (speckled mousebird)
Lineage: Eukaryota; Metazoa; Chordata; Aves; Coliiformes; Coliidae
Gene: ANGPT1
Product: angiopoietin 1
Exons: 9
Coding region: 130-1626 (498 amino acids)
Biological process (GO): Tie signaling pathway; angiogenesis
Molecular function (GO): receptor tyrosine kinase binding
Source: RefSeq, a predicted model, not a curated record
UCCAAGCUCGGUUACUAAAGCGUGCUCCUCCAGUCCUUUUUCCAAAAGACUUUAAGGGAAAUUAAAAACAAAUUUAAAGAAAGAGGAAGACGAAUUUUUCUUAAAGGAGGAAAGGAAAGUAACAAUAACAUGUCAGUUUUUCUUUACUUUACUUUCCUGGCAGCUAUUCUUGCUCACAUCGGCUGUAAUAGCCAGCGUCGGGGUCCAGAAGCCAGUGGAAGAAGAUUUAACCGGAUUCAGCAUGGGCAGUGCACCUAUACUUUCAUUCUGCCUGAACAGGAUGGGAACUGUCGUGAAAGCACGACAGACCAGUACAACACAAAUGCUCUUCAGAGAGAUGCUCCUCACGUGGAACAGGAUUUCUCUUCCCAGAAACUGCAACAUCUGGAACAUGUGAUGGAAAAUUACACUCAGUGGCUGCAAAAACUUGAGAACUACAUUGUGGAAAACAUGAAAUCGGAGAUGGUGCAGCUGCAGCAGAAUGCUGUGCAGAACCACACUGCCACCAUGCUUGAGAUAGGGACCAGCCUCCUCAGCCAGACUGCAGAGCAGACAAGAAAACUCACGGAUGUUGAAACUCAGGUGCUAAAUCAAACAUCUAGACUUGAAAUUCAACUACUGGAAAAUUCACUGUCCACGUACAAGCUAGAAAAACAGCUGCUACAACAGACACAUGAAAUCCUGAAAAUUCAUGAGAAAAAUAGUUUACUUGAGCACAGAGUUUUAGAAAUGGAAGAAAGGCAUAAAGAGGAGCUGGACACUUUGAAGGAGGAAAAAGAGAACUUACAAAGUUUGGUCACACGGCAAAGCUACAUAAUCCAGGAACUAGAGAAGCAGUUAAACAAGGCAAUGAGCAAUAACAGUGUCCUGCAGAAACAGCAGCUUGAACUGAUGGAUACAGUUCACACUCUGAUCACCCUCUGUUCCAAGGAAGGAGUUUUACUAAAGAAUGCAAAAAAGGAAGAAGAAAAGCCUUUCAGAGACUGUGCAGAUGUAUACCAAUCUGGUUUUAACAAAAGUGGAGUCUACACUAUUUAUAUUAACAAUGUGUCGGAUCCUAAAAAGGUCUUUUGCAAUAUGGAAAUUGCUGGAGGAGGAUGGACAGUUAUACAGCAUCGAGAAGAUGGGAGUCUGGAUUUUCAAAAAAGCUGGAAAGAGUACAAAAUGGGUUUUGGUAGCCCAUCAGGUGAACAUUGGCUGGGAAAUGAAUUUAUCUUUGCAAUAACAAGUCAGAGACAAUAUUCGCUAAGAAUUGAAUUAAUGGACUGGGAAGGAAACCGGGCAUAUUCACAGUAUGACAGAUUUCACAUAGGAAAUGAAAAGCAGAAUUACAGGCUUUAUUUAAAAGGUCACAGUGGAACAGCUGGAAAACAGAGUAGUCUGAUCUUACAUGGUGCUGAAUUCAGUACUAAAGAUGCAGACAAUGACAACUGCAUGUGUAAAUGUGCUCUUAUGUUGACUGGAGGGUGGUGGUUUGAUGCCUGUGGCCCCUCGAAUCUCAAUGGGAUGUUCUACACAGCUGGGCAAAACCAUGGAAAGCUCAAUGGCAUCAAGUGGCAUUACUUCAAAGGCCCCAGCUACUCCUUGCGCUCCACCACCAUGAUGAUUCGGCCCUUGGACUUUUAAAGGCAUACCACAGUGAACCACAGAACAAACCAGGAUGACCUUGCCCUUAGCAGUACCACUAUCACAAUCUGAAGGUAGAAGGUGAAGGGCUUCUUGAGAAGAACAUGUAGAGAUGAUGCAAAGUCAUUUCAUUAUCACUACAUAACAUGCAAACACUCCCCAAAUGUCAUCCCAUGUUUAGAUGAUCCCGGGAGGUUUGGCUUAGAAGAAGGUGGCUGCAAUGAAUUUCCAGAGAACAGCAACUGGAUCUGGUUAUUCUGCCCAAACCUGUUGCUAAUCAGUGGAUGUGGGUUUUUUUAAUAUUUUCUUUUUCUAAUACAAGAUACAAAAACAUAUCAGAUUAUUUAUCACAUCAGAAUUUGAAGAACUGAAUUGUGUCAACAGUCUGUUGAUGCAACAUUAUACCUAUGAAAAAGGAUUACAGAGACACCUUUAUUAAAACUCAAAGUGCUAAAGGUGACCGCUCUAAAUAUUGUUUUUCUUAAAUGAACUGCAUUUGAAUGGUGGAUGGAUUUAUGUUAAUGUUUGAGUCAAAUAAUUUGUGUGAAUAUUAUUUUUCAUUAACUACUUCAAGGACAUGUUUCUCAUAAAUAAACUGUCAAGCAUAUGGAGAAUGAUAUGGGUAAUAUCAAAAAUUCUUCAGUUGCUCUGUAGAGGUAAAUCAGAUAAUUGACAUAGUCCCUGAGAUAGGAUUUAUAGUGUGAUAACAAAAGUAUCUGUGUUUUGAGGUUUUUCCCUUCUUUCAUAAAAGGCAGUCUGAAUGUCAUGUAGGAAAAUUAAUGGAAGGUUUAAAGAAUGUGAAAUUUUAUCCUAAAGAAAAUACAGGAUUUUGCAUGGAAUAUUUACAUCAAAAGUACACAGGAAGGCAAACUGUUAGAGUGUAUAAAGAUUACAUAAAUGCAUAGCUUAAGGCAAUGGAUUAAUUUUACAGUAUCCUUGCAUGUUCACAAUUUAUCAUUAAAUAUUUUACUUUUUUAUUACAUUUUUGUGAAUACCAGAAGCAUGCCAGUUCUACAGAGUGCUUAGACAACAACUAUAAAAAAUAAUCAUCAGAAUUGUAUAGAAAAUAAAGAAUUGUGAACUUGUAAAUAGCUUGUUUAUAUUUUCUGUAAUGGCCAUUUAAUUUGUACAGGCAACCCUGACCCUACUCAAAGGAUACAAAAUCUCAAAAGGAUAUAAAUAUUAAAAGAAUUUUAGAAGACUGCUUGCAGGUUGCUAAUGGGUAAUUUUGUUAUAUAAAAAUGUUGCAGAAGUGUGGGGUAGGGUGGACGAUUCAACUGUUGGACAAGAAAAAGUUGCUUUAACAACAAUUAAAAAAGUAGUUGUGUGGCCCAUGAAGGUACAGAGACAAGUCUUUCCAUUUGCAGCCCCUCACAAUUUAGUCAUAUGAAUAAAGUCCAUUUCAGAAAGUAGCAUGCAGUCAUCGUCUUUCUGCUGUAUCUAAAAUGAAAAUAUUUACCCUGCUCCAUUGAAAUCCAAAGUAACAUUCUCAUUGAUGAAGCUGGGACCAACACGACAUGAAAAGUCUGCAUAUGGGAAGUUUUUUAUUGUCUUUUGCUUUGUUUCACUCAUUAAGCUGUUCCUGAGAUCAGGCACAACAAAGAUUUGAGUAUUUUUUAAAGAAUUAUGAGACUAAAGUAGCUACUUGCUUUUUUUUAUCUUUAGCAGUUAAUUUUGAUGGAGGAGAAAAAACUUCUUGCAUUUCUUGAACCUCCCUUCUUAAAGAUCACAAGGUCCCACAGGGUCCUCUGUUUUUGUUAUAAUUGGAUAUUUGGUUGGUUUUAAGUGGGGAGAUCUUUGGUUUUGUGUAUUUGUAUAUAUUUAUAUAUAUAUUUGAAUUACUCUUGCCUAAGGAUUAAUUUGCUGAAUAAGUUACCAAACUACUACUUACUCAGCAGUUUCUUCACAGAGCUGGUUUGUCUCAGUUUCCAGCAGUUUUUUGAAACAAUCAUUUAUAUGCAAGAUAUGUGGUCUACUUUUCUUCACAUUCUCAAAAUGUCUCUAUUGCAGGUCUCUAUGUUAGGAAUGGUGUUUUUGCAGAUCUUAUCACAAAAGGCAAAGCACAUUUAAAAU